This is a messenger RNA of Salvelinus namaycush (lake trout), 3266 nucleotides long. Its product is annotated as formin-binding protein 1-like. Gene Ontology annotation, biological process: signal transduction. NCBI's taxonomy places the organism in Eukaryota, Metazoa, Chordata, Actinopteri, Salmoniformes, Salmonidae. Gene Ontology annotation, molecular function: protein binding. The coding region runs from base 428 to 2374 and encodes 648 amino acids. The transcript is spliced from 17 exons. The record is from RefSeq and is a predicted model, not a curated record.
CCACUGAGUUCACCUCACGCCUGACGGAGUAUUUAGCUUGCAUGCUCCCAGGCUACGGCUGGCCGCAGAUACAGAGUGCGUGUAGGAGUGUGUGUGUGUCUCAGUACUGCAUCUCUCUCUCUUGUUCCGGGACCCUCGUUCUCUCAGACACCACCAGGGUAGAUUUUGUUCUCCUCGGUGGGAAUAGGGACAAGGAAUAGUGCGCUUGACCCUUCGAAUGGUCACUGGACUUCCUUGGUAACCCUUUCUGUGUACUUUCAAUGGACUGGAUACCGUCAGUAUUUUCUGGAGAAUGAUACCGUUUCCAACCUAACCACAGUGAGGCUUGACUGGCUGUUCCACUUUGGGCAGAGGAGAGUUGGACCGUGGUUGGAUUUUGACGUUGGACAAGGGUGGAUUUCCCCCCCCCCUGCGACUAUAGGAUACCAUGCUGCCUCAACUGCCUCAACUAAGAAGGGAUCAGUUUGAUAACUUGGAGAAGCAUACACAGUCGGGCAUCGAGUUUGUGGAGAGGUACACCAAAUUCGUCAAAGAGCGAUCGGAGAUUGAAUUCAACUAUGCAAAGCAGAUUAGGAAUCUAUCAAAGAAGUAUCAACCCAAGAAGAACUCAAAAGAGGAGGAGGAGAACAAGUACACGUCAUGCCAGGCCUUCCUGUCGACACUGAAUGAGCUGAACGACUACGCAGGUCAGCACGAAGUCAUCGCUGAGAACCUGACCUCUCAGAUCAUCACAGAACUCUUGCGGUACCUCACGGAACUCAAGGCCGAGAGGAAAUCGCAUUUCCAUGAUGGACGUAAAGCACAGCAACACAUUGAAUGCUCGUGGAAACAGCUGGAGGCGAGUAAACGGCGGUUCGAGAGGGACUGUAAAGAGGCGGACAGGGCGCAGCAGUACUUUGAGAGAAUGGACGCCGACAUCAAUGUGACGAAGGCAGACGUGGAGAAGGCGCGGCAGCAGGCUCAGAUGAAACACCAGAUGGCUGCUGACAGUAAGAGUGAAUACUCCAACUUCCUGACCAAGUUCAACCAGGAGCAGAACGAGCAUUACUACACUCUCAUCCCCAAUAUAUUCCAGAAACUCCAGGAGAUGGAGGAGAGGCGGAUCGAGAGGGUGGGUGUGUCCAUGAAGACGUACGCGGAGGUGGACCGCGAGGUGCUGCCUAUCGUAGGGAAAUGUCUAGACGGAAUGACUAAGGCUGCCGAGUCCAUUGAGCCUAAGACGGACUCGAAGCAGGUGGUGGAGUCGUAUAAGUCUGGGUUCGAGCCCCCGGGGGACGUAGAAUUUGAGGACUAUGGGGCAGGCCAGUCCAUGAAGAGGACGGUCUCUGAAACCAGCCUGUCCAACUCACGAGGAGAGGCCAAGGAACGACCCAGCGGGGGCAAGAGCAAGGGCAAACUGUGGCCUUUCAUUAAGAACAAGAACAAGCUUAUGUCCCUGUUAACGUCCCCGCACCAGCCCCCCCCUGCCCCCCCAGCCUCCAGCCCCCCCUCACCCUCUGCUGUUCCCAACGACCCCCAGUCUCCCAAGCAGAACAAGGAGCCCCUCUCCAAUCGCUUCAAUGAGUUCAUGGCCUCCAAACCCAAAAUGACUUGCCUCCGGAGCCUGAGGCGAGGGCUUUCUCUCAAGCUGAUCACACUCAAUUCCCACGUCCGGAAUCUUAUUGAGGGCUCUGGACCAGAGGACUUCAGCCACCUGCCCCCAGAGCAGAGGAGAAAGAAGCUUCAGGCCAAGAUAGACGACUUAAACAAGGACAUCCAGAAAGAGAUGGACCAGAAAGAUGCCCUAACUAAGAUGAAGGGGGUGUAUGAGAAGAACCCUCAGAUGGGUGACCCUGCCAGUGUGGACCCCCGCCUAGUAGAGAUAGCAAUGAACAUCGAGAAACUGCAGUACGAGGUGCAGAAAUUCGAGGGAUGGCUAGCUGAGGUGGAGGGGAGGUUACCAUCGAAGAGCGAUCCUCCCAGGAGACAGAGUGGUCUGUACGAGACGCAGAACAGCAACAGCAGCACGGUUGCCAACAACUGUGCACAGGACAGAGAGAGCAGCCCGGAUGGCAGUUACACAGAGGAGCAGAGUUCAGAGACUCAGGACAAGGUGGCCAUAGCCAACACUCCAGAGUUUGAUGAUGAGUUUGACGAUGGGGAUGAGGAGACGCUGCCCACCAUCGGCACCUGUAAAGCCAUCUACCAAUUUGAAGGUCAUAAUGAGGGGACUAUAUCAGUGACGGAGGGAGAGCUGUUGUAUGUGAUAGAGGAGGAUAAAGGUGACGGCUGGACGAGGGUCCGCAGGAACGAAGAGGAGGAAGGCUACGUGCCCACAUCUUAUGUCGAGGUCUCUUUGGAAACAACCGCCAAAGGUGCUAUGACAUACAUUUAACUGAAGGGGUUUUCUUUUGGGGCCGAGGGCAUUUUUUUCAUUUUCAGGGGGUGGGGGGGCUCGGGGAGUCGAGUACACUCCUUACACUCUGAAUGAUGGACCAACCAGAAGUCUCCAUGUGCCUCUGUCAUGAUUACCAUGUAGCUGAGACCGGCCCCAUGCACUGUGGUGUUGUAUGUGAUGGGUAUCUCGAUGUAUUUGGGAGACAGGAUAGUUUUAAAAGAGGUAUUGGUUGUUUUUGGUGUAGGGCGACGUUAUCCCUAGACACUGAUCUUGGGUCGGUUUCACAUUUCCCACAAUAAUGGUUAAGGUCAUGAUUGGGGGUGGGGAAGCUGAUCCUAGAUCUGUACCAAGGGGAAACUUGACCCCGGAGUGUUUGGUUUCCCACUGGUUCUGAGAGAAUUCUCUCCUCGUUUCCUCUUGUUUGCCAGGAGAACUGUCUGUCGUUACUUCCAGUCAACUCAAUGGGAAUCAGGGCCGGUUGUAAGGACGAUUUCAAUGAGUGCUUUUUUUUUCUUGAUAUGCAUGCAGUCAUAUUUCCCCCAUGUUCUUAUCACCUGACAAAGGUAUAUUUUAUCAGAUAGCAACUGGCCUCAAAGGUAGAUCAGGAUGAAAACAAAAAGGCAAAAUGUAAGUGUGUGUGUAUGUUCGACUACAUAUGUUUAUGGUCUUAACCACUGAAUCAUAUUCCCACAGAGGCCAGUAUCGAGGUGAUAUUUGCAGAGAAUAAAAUAAUAUAAUACACAAUUCUUUGGGGUUAAACCAUGGGAUCGUGUGUGGGGGGAAAAAACUGCUUGCUGUCCCCAGUAGUAAAGCAUGCUAGGUUGUACAAUGUAGAAAUAUGCAAAUUAUUAUUUGAUUCUGCUGUAAAAAAAAAAAAAAAAAAAAAAAA